Daphnia pulicaria is the source of this 1581-nucleotide messenger RNA. RefSeq lists its product as uncharacterized. NCBI's taxonomy places the organism in Eukaryota, Metazoa, Arthropoda, Branchiopoda, Diplostraca, Daphniidae. Bases 95 to 1567 code for a protein of 490 amino acids. The transcript has 4 exons. The record is from RefSeq and is a predicted model, not a curated record.
ACGACAGAUCAGACGGUCCUGGGCUCUGGUUGGGAAACGGUGUGGUCGGUUUAGAAAUCAUUUAUCGUUAGGCCUCUUAUAGCUAUACUUCAACAUGAAAUUGUUGUUAAUCACCUGCUCCUGGCCGUGUUUGCUGUUCGUUCUGGCCAACAGCACGGCGGAUGACAACCAAGUUGUACCCGAACGGCGUCAAAGUUUGGCGGAUUCCAUCCGCUUUCUGGACGUCACCAGGGGCGUGUUGCGCAAAGUCGGACAAGUUGGCUGGCUGUCGAAACUUCCGUAUCGGGAAUGGAUCCUGCAAAAGCUGGACACGGUCCACCUGUACGUUUCGGCCGGGCAAACGCUGGCCGAGAAAUUGGAUCCGGAUUUGCUGGAGGCUCUGGCCGGAUUGGCUGCUGGAAACGGGAGAUCGGAAGCGAGGAUGAGCUCGUUCGACGACUACGUGAUUAGUUGGCGCCGGAAGCCAGCGGAAAUUCCGGCCUACGUCCGCAAAAGUAAGACCAAGUUGAGCGACGACGAGGAAGAGCUGGAUGAGGAUUACUCCGCCAGUCAAGACCGAGGCUAUUACAAAAGUGGCGGCAGCUACGGUGGAGGAGGAAAAGGAGGCUAUGGUGGAGGCAGCAGCUAUGGGAGCGGAGGGGGAAGUUACGGGGGUUAUGGUGGUGGUGGUGGAGACUACGGUUAUGGAGGUGGAGGCCAUGGAGGAAGUUACGGGGACCACGGCGGAGGCUACUACGGAAGCGGAGGAAACUACGGAAGCGGAGGGAGCUACGGAAGCGGAGGGAGCUACGGCGGAGGUGGCGGAAGCUAUGGGGGAGGUGGCGGACACGGGGGAGGCAGCUACGGCGGACACGGCGGAGGCAGCUACGGCGGAGGCGGAGGAAGUUAUGGAAUGGAUUCGUCUGGCAAGGCCUUUUCCAUAUUGGGUGGACUUUCUUUCCUGACUUUCCUGGGCGUGUUGCUGUACCAACUGGCGACGCAGAGCGCCGCCACAGGUCGCGUUAUGGACGCCGACGCUCCCCUUUUCAUGUCCGAUUUUCACAGCAUCGACCGUCUGCUGAUGGACAAUCCGCUACUCCUCACCAGAGACCUGAACGAACCCCCCGCCAUGGCCACCGCCGAGGAGGAAAGUCUGGACAUUCUCGACCAAAUGGCCGGCGUCUUCAACGGUUUGUGGCGGGCCCACCGCCAAGGCAAGUCCGUCCGACGACCGGGAUCCUCGCGUCGCUGCACCCAGCGACGCAUCUGCGAGACUUUGACGGCCAAUCAGCACGUCAUCUACGAUCCCCUCGUUCAAACUGCCACGAUUGGCAUGGCUUAUUGGCUAGGCGAUUCCGAUUCGGCCCACACUGUGGACCGGGUGAUGCAGGAAACGCUGGGCAUCAAAUCGAGUAAUAACGGGCCGCCAUUUCAAGAUUUGUGCUCGACGAUCGUUCCCAAAUGUUUGCUGGGCGAAAGCCUCCGGUCGUCUUCAUCCUCCUCCUCCCAGCAGCAGAGAAGAUUGAACCCCGUUGGUGAUGAUGACGCCGCCGUCUCUGCUACUCGGAAUGAAAUCACAUGGUCAUAAAAAGCGGAUGACAA